AUGUUAUAUUAUCGGCUUGCCUCCACUAACAGUCUGACUCAGACAUCACAACCUAAGGUUGAGUCACUCGAUGGGGAGUUGAAGGACGCGUUUGCUGAUCUUCUGAGUCUACACCCUCCGGAAGAGGAUGCUGCUGUAGAAAUUAACGGUAGAGCUAAUGGCGAUGUGGGGAGCCUCGCCUCGGAUUCUGGAGAAAGUUUCUCAAACAGAGACUCAAACAGAGACUCGAUGUCAUCUGCUGCAAGUUUGGAAAGUUCGAGAUCAUCCUCAAAUUACAUCCCUCACUCUCGGAGUAGCUCGGAGAUUGUUGACCUGUCUCAAGAUGAUAUCGAGCUAGAUGGGAGUGAUACUCUGCGAAGGAAACGUCACACGGGAGGGAGUCUAAAGGGAACUAUAAAACGAGUGUUUGGAAAAAGGAAAUCAGAUCCUAUCAGAGAGGAGGAGUCUUCUCCUGUCAGCAAGGAAACUGACAGACGCUGGAAAAACAAACAACAGCUGUACCUAUCAGCCCGACAGAGGGGCCUACCCUUCGCCCUGUGGAACCCGGAUAUGAUACUGGCCUGGUUGGAGGUUUACGUCGGGGCUCCCGCCUGGCUGGUCACCACUUGCCGGUCGAAAAUAAGAUCCGGUGCGGCAAUGAGUGCCUUAUCAGACAACGAGAUUCAGAGAGAAAUGGGUAUCACUUCUUACCUUCACCGGCUGAAGUUCCGACUAGCAAUCCAGGAGAUGGUAAACCAAACCUCCCCCUCGGCCCCAGUCGGCCUGCCCUCCUUCGAGCGUCUCACACAUGUGUGGGUAGCAGAUACAUGGCUCCCAAGUAUUGGGCUUCCUCAACAUCGGGGUCUCUUCUUGGAAAACCUGGUGGAUGGCAGGAUGCUAUCCCAUCUUACGAAGAAGGACCUCCGACAGACCCUGAAAUUCUCAGACCCUUUCCACCGCACAAGCUUUUACUUUGCUGUUGAAAUGUUGAAGAAACUCAACUACAACAUGGAGGAAAUUGACAGGAGGAGGAUGGAGUCCAAGUUAACUAAAACUGAUGUGAUGGUCUGGACAAACCAGAGGGUUAAAGAGUGGUUACAGAGUGUCGGUUUUGGCAUGUACGCCAACAACAUUACCAGCUCAGUUUGA
Molecule: messenger RNA, 1128 nt
Organism: Bolinopsis microptera
Lineage: Eukaryota; Metazoa; Ctenophora; Tentaculata; Lobata; Bolinopsidae
Product: liprin-alpha-4-like
Exons: 10
Coding region: 1-1128 (375 amino acids)
Biological process (GO): synapse organization
Cellular component (GO): presynaptic active zone
Molecular function (GO): protein binding
Source: RefSeq, a predicted model, not a curated record